Molecule: messenger RNA, 1869 nt
Organism: Colletotrichum truncatum
Lineage: Eukaryota; Fungi; Ascomycota; Sordariomycetes; Glomerellales; Glomerellaceae
Source: RefSeq, a predicted model, not a curated record
AUGCCUGAGUCGCUCCCAGAACGGGUUGCUAGUCUUGCCUACUUCAUGGACUGUAUCUUUUUCUUAGAUGAUUUUGCGGAAGCCAUGGAUCAGUCGGACACGGAGGCCGUUGCCGACGACCUUGUCAGCAGUCUUAAAGCCGAUACUAAAGCAUCUCGGCACGGCAAUGCCGGUCUCAAGAAAGUCCAGGCUAAGAUUGUCCUUGAGCUGCUCUCUAUCGACCGCGCCUGCGGAGAGAACAUUGUCACUGCGUGGAAGGAAUGGGCUCUCAAGGGGGGCAACAAACUAAACAAACAUCACAGCUUCCAGACCUUCCACGAGUACGUUGACUAUAGAGUCAUUGAUUCCGGCGCAGAGGUAGGUGUCCAGCUUAUGAACUUGGGCCUGGCCCAACCCGUUUCACCUCUGGAGAUGAACACCAUCAGCCACAUUACACGGCCGGCUUAUGUGGCACUCUGUCUGGCCAAUGACUACUUCAGCUUCGAGGCCGAACACGCGGCUUUCAAGAUGCACCCGGACGCUGAUACCAUGGCCAACGGUGUUUUCGUGCUGAUGAAGGUCGAAAAGCUGAACGUCGCAGAUGCCAAGAACAUGCUCAAGAAAAUCAUCAACGCAAAUGAAGACAAGUUUCUCCAGCUCAAAAAGGCUGAGGAGGCCGUAUUACCGCCGAAGCUGCGCCUUGUACUUGACGGGCUUGUCCACAUGAUUGUGGGAAACCUCUGCUGGAGCGUCGUCUGCCCUCGGUAUGCACGUAAGCGUGACAUCAAAAUGCUCUCAUGUGUGGCUGAUUACGGGCAAGAAGAGGUCAACGGGGCCAAGGAUGGUUAUCGGCGCCAAAACGAUGCCGGGGUGAACCUUGUGACCCCAAAGAGCAUCGUCCAGUUAGGCAAUGGGCCAAAUACACCUGCAUUUAAUGGCACAAAGGGCCCGAAGUGGUCUAAUGGGAGCAGAAAUGUCGCAUCAGUCGGCUGGCGUGACCCAAAAAUGGUGUCUGGUGUCGAGUGUAAGCAGAAACUGAGCAAGCAGUUUGUCAGUGGCCCCGCAGAAUACACUCGUAGUUUGCCGUCUAAGCGUGUCCGUGAGAAUUUGAUUGAUGCUCUUAAUGGGCUGGAUGACAUUGAAGAUUCAUCUCCUCUCCGCCGAGGAGAGCCGGCAGCUCAUGUUGUGUAUGGUGUGCCACUGGCUAUUAACUCAGCCAACUACCUUUACGUCCUUGCUCUAGAGAGCGUCUCUAAGCUUUCAAACUCAGAGUGUAUUCGGAUUUUCAUCGAGGAGGUCAAAAACAUGGAAAUAGGGCAGAGUCACGACUUGUACUGGACACGCACCAUGCAAUGCCCGUCUGUGGAAGAAUACCUGCAAAUGGUCGAUAUGAAGACGGGCGCCCUGUUUUCUCUUCUCGCUAGGCUUCUCGCUGCUGAAGCACCAAAGCAACGUCACGUUUCCUUUGAAGGGAUUGUAAAGGUUGCCGGCAGAUACUUUCAGAUCCGUGAUGACUGGAACAAUCUUGUGUGUGCAAAGUACGAAGCACAAAAGGGCUUCUGUGAAGAUCUCGACGAGGGGAAAUAUUCCUUUCCCAUGAUUCAUGCACUGCAACACUCGAGCGAUAGAGACAAGGUCGAGCUGCAGAGCAUGUUAUGCGAGCGGCAGUUCCGCGGAGGCCUGACGCCUGAGCUCAAGCGGCAUGUGUUGCGCAUCAUGGAGCGCAGCGGUAGUCUGGAGCAAACACGACUCGUAUUGGUGCACCUACAGUCAUCCAUACAACGUGAGCUCGACGAGCUGGAGGCCCUAUUUGAAACCCCGAAUUGGAUGCUGCGGUACGCGUUUGAGAAGCUUAAGAUUGACCUUCCCGCGGAGUCUACUAUGCAUUGA